Saccostrea echinata is the source of this 2169-nucleotide messenger RNA. RefSeq lists its product as uncharacterized. Bases 1 to 2169 code for a protein of 722 amino acids. NCBI's taxonomy places the organism in Eukaryota, Metazoa, Mollusca, Bivalvia, Ostreida, Ostreidae. Gene Ontology annotation, biological process: intracellular signal transduction; cGMP biosynthetic process; receptor guanylyl cyclase signaling pathway. The transcript has 7 exons. Gene Ontology annotation, molecular function: peptide receptor activity; guanylate cyclase activity. The record is from RefSeq and is a predicted model, not a curated record.
AUGGACAAAUCAAGUUCAAGUUUGAGUUCUUUCGCCAUCACCAAUCUCACUCUAAAUGGAAAAGGUAACAUAUGUAAUACUGUGCCAGUCAGUGAUCGUGGUAAGAGGGUACAAAUGGUGAAGAUGUUAUGUCUAACUGUGUUACCAAUACUGGCACUCUGGAGCUACUGUGUAUACCAACUUACUGAUUUAAUAUCUACCAAAACGGACAACGAAAAGAUGAAAGAAUCUUUGGAAUUCAGCAUAGAAGUUGGCAGAUUAAUUCACCAUCUUCAGAAGGAACGAGAUUUAAGCAUCCUCUAUUUGAGUGCUCUUGGACCAGACACGAAGACAUUCCUACUCAAGGAGUACCAAAUCACAGACGAGUCCAUAGACAGCAUUGCAAGAUGGCCAGGAAACCUGGAUAGAUUUAACCGCGAAGCAUUUAAAUCGAAAAGCAAAAUGAUGCAGCACAUAGGUCAACAUCGUCAACAACUGAAUCAUCAAUCCUCAGAUAUCGAUAAAGAAAUGCAGUUCUAUACUUCUAUUAUUGACAUCAUAAUAUACUGGGGAUACAAAUCUAUUGUGGAAUCCAAGUUUGCUGUGGUGUGGAAAUCUCUCGUCGGCUUCCAGAAAAUCACGACUGCUAAGGAAGAUAUGGGAUUGGAGAGAGCGCUGGGGACCAUGUUCUUUGCACGAGGUGGAUUUGAAACUCACCUUCAGUUUGAACAAUACAAUAUGAAGAUCUUUGGCUUUCAAUCCAACUACAAAACCGCACGUUUGUACUCUCCGGACGUUGAUUUUAUCGGAUCUUACGGUAUUUUUUCUAAUGGAAGAAAUGUCAGCAUCAUUUUGAAUAAAUUUCGUACAUAUAUCCAAGAUCAUGGAGAAGAAGAACAAAAUGUCAGUAAAAUUGAUCUUAGAAAUGCCCGUUGGUUUUACGACAACACGUCUCUUUAUUUGGACACACUUCUCAGCCUCCAAACAACACUAGGUAACAUUUGUCUUGGAAAAGUCGACAAGAUACUAGAAGAUUCAAACAAAGACCUUAUCAUCAGCGCCUGCGUCUUGGUCUUUGUUUUAAUCUCAUGUUCUUUGGUUAUCAUAAGCACCGAAAAUUUGACCAGCAACAUACAGAAGUAUGCUGUAAUUCUUGUGGACAAAACAAAGGAACUGAAUUUUGAAAAGAAGAGAACCGACUCUCUCUUGUACCAAAUGGUACCAAAAGAAGUAGCAGACAAGUUAAAGAAAAAGGAAGGGAUUGAGGCGGAGUACUUCAAAUCUGUAACUGUUUUAUUUUCGGACAUCCAUGGAUUUUCCCUUUUGUCCAUUACCCUGCAGCCCCUUGAGAUCGUCCAACUGUUGAAUGCACUUUAUGGCGCCAUCGAUGUUCUCCUUGACAACAGGGAUCUGUACAAAGUGGAGACCAUUAACGAUUCUUAUAUGGUAGUAUCAGGCCUGCCACAUCGCAAUAACAACAGACAUGCUCACGAGAUCGCCGACUUUGCUCUUUCUGUCCAGAGGAUGAUGAAAGAACAGACAUUUUCCAACAAUGAAAAGGGAACAGUCCAACUACGAAUUGGAAUAAACACUGGAUCAUGCAUGGCGGGUAUAGUAGGAUCCACGUUGCCGAGGUACUGCCUGUUUGGGGAUACUGUAAAUACAGCGUCCAGAAUGAAGUCUCAUAGCCGACCCAACAAAAUAAACAUCAGUCACACGACAUACGUGCUUCUAUCAAAGACCGGAAACUACACGAUGAAGAAGCGUGGGACGAUAGAUAUCAAGGGUAAAGGUGAAAUGGUAACAUACUGGUUGACUGGGUGUACAUCGAGUGUAGAAAGUUUAGCUGACAGUCCCGUAUCUAACAGAAGCGCCAGCAACGAUCUCCCAGGGGAAAUAACUCACAAUAAAUACGCUUUGGGCGCCUUGAGUUACAACCCCUUGCCUGGAAGAAAGCCAAAGAAGGAUGAGAAAGUCACUGCAAGAGUGCCACCCAGCGGUGUGACGAAAGUUGCAGUCAAAAAGCAUACGAUUGCAAAACAGAACACCAAGUUAUUUCAAGAUGGGACAGAGAGUGAAGAAAACGGGGAUGGACGUGAGUUUUCGCAAAUGGAAUUGGAAUUGCAUGAUAAACCCUCUACAACACUUGAACAAGACGAACCAGCAAAUCCUGGACCAUCUAUGGCUUAG